AUGAUAAUCAACAAAAUUUCUUCUAAUUUCCAUAUCAAAACCUUCACAAGUUAUCUUCCCCGAAUUGGGUUUUUACUUUCCUAGUUUCACUUCCACAUUGGAACGAUUAACACCGCAUGACAAAUCUAACUGGUAAAAGAGAUGAGAAAUACAAAAAACAACUCAGUACUUGAGGUUGAGGAUAAAAGCACGGAAAUGACGGAGAUCGGAGUAGAAGAAACAGGAGAGAUAAUCCAAAGUGUGGCUGAUUCUGCUGGUAGAAGGGGUGGUAUGAACAAAUAUGUGUUGGGAACUUCUCUCUUGGCGUCAACCAAUUCACUUCUGUUAGGUUAUGAUAUUGGUGUGAUGAGCGGAGCUGUACUUUUUAUCAAGGACUAUUUCAAGUUAACAAAUGUCCAAGUAGAAAUCAUGGUAGGAUCACUCAAUGUAUGUUCGAUAAUUGGGUCAAUAUUAUCCGGUAAAACUUCUGAUUGGAUUGGUAGGCGAUACACAAUUGUUCUUGCAGCCUUAACUUUCUUGAUAGGAGCUCUUCUCAUGGGCCUUGCACCUUCAUACCCUUUCUUGUUAGCUGGGAGAGUUGUAGCUGGAAUUGGUGUAGGUUAUUCUCUAAUGGUGUCAACUGUUUAUACUGCUGAACUUUCACCUGCUGCAACUCGUGGAUUUCUGUCUUCACUUCCUGAAGUCUUCAUUACUGUAGGGAUUUUAGUUGGUUACAUAUCUAAUUAUGCUCUCUCAGGAAUACCACCCAAAAUUAAUUGGAGAAUUAUGCUUGGAAUCGCAGUUUUUCCUGCAUUUGCGAUUGGAGUUGGUGUUUUAACAAUGCCCGAGUCACCUCGCUGGUUAGUAAUGAAAGGACGAAUCGACGAAGCAAGACAGGUUCUUCGAAGAACUUCUAGUGGAGAAGAAGAAGCUGAAUUUCGAUUACAAGAAAUAAGUAAAGAUAUUUCAGGUGGUUCAGGUUCUGGUUCUAGCAAUUGGAAAGGUCAAGGUGCUUGGAGAGAAUUACUCUGCAAACCGUCUCGGCCUAUUCGAAGAAUUCUCGUUGCUGCGAUCGGUAUAAACUUUUUCAUGCAAGCAUCCGGUAACGACGCAGUGAUUUAUUACACCCCACAGGUAUUCAAAGCAGCUGGAAUUAAGAAAAAGAAACAAUUGGUUGGAGUUACAGUAAUCAUGGGAAUUGCAAAAUCAAGUUUUGUAUUGAUUUCAGCAGCAUUUUUAGAUAGGUUUGGGAGAAGGCCAUUGUUGCUGUUGGGAACUGUAGGAAUGACCCUUUCAUUAGCUGGUCUAGGUGUGGGAUCUAUGUAUUUAGCUGGUGCUACUACUAAGCCAGUAUGGGCCAUAGCAUUAUGCGUAGUUGCAGUUUGUGCCGAUGUUUCGUUCUUUUCAAUUGGACUUGGCCCUAUAACUUGGGUUUAUUCAUCUGAGAUAUUUCCUAACAGAUUACGAGCUCAAGGUACCAGUAUUGCGGUGUCGGUGAACAGGUUGGUGAGUGGUGCAGUUUCAAUGAGUUUUCUUUCAAUUUCGGAUCGAAUUUCUUUUGCCGGCACAUUUUUCAUCCUUUCGGGUAUUACAGCUUUAGGUACUUUUUUCUUUUAUCUGUAUUUGCCUGAAACAAAGGGGAAGAAUUUGGAGGAUAUUGGGGCACUAUUUGAAGAUAAAAAGGAAACCACUGCCAGUAGGGAUGUAAGGGAAAGAUAGAUUGGAAUGUCUUCUGUAAGGUACUUAAUCAAACACCUUUAGGAAAAAGAAAAAUUCUAUACUUGUAUUGAAACGAUCAAAUAGAAGUUUUGAUGAUUGUUAUCUACACUCCUUUUGUUGGUUGUUUCAGUUUAAUGAAUUUCUUCUUACAGAGUUGACUUAUUUA
Molecule: messenger RNA, 1864 nt
Organism: Papaver somniferum (opium poppy)
Lineage: Eukaryota; Viridiplantae; Streptophyta; Magnoliopsida; Ranunculales; Papaveraceae
Product: polyol transporter 5-like
Exons: 3
Coding region: 142-1698 (518 amino acids)
Biological process (GO): transmembrane transport
Cellular component (GO): membrane
Molecular function (GO): carbohydrate transmembrane transporter activity
Source: RefSeq, a predicted model, not a curated record